AAGAAAAAAUUCCGAGUCCCUUCCGCGUUCGGGUCGCGAUCGCCGAAGAACCCUCGCACGACAAAAUUGCAUCUCCUCUCCUCCCCUCCUCUUCCCGAGCUCCGGGCACGCCUCCUCUUUCCGAACUCCGGGCACGCCGCGCCACGCGACAAUCAGGAUAUCUAUUUCGAUAUAUGGACAAGGUGUCUGAAGAUACUCAGUGAGAUGGAUAAGAAGAAAGCAUUCGAUGACACUGAACCAGGACCAGCUCCUUCUCGUGCCGUCGACAGAUUUGGUUUUAUAAAGCCAGAACAAAGCAACUCACCUGAUGGAAUUCCAAAAGGAAAAUCUAUACAUGAACGUGAAAGGGAGGAAAGAAGGAUAAGAAAAUGGAGGAAGAUGAUAGGUGUUGGUGGUAGUGACUGGAAGCAUUAUGUUAGAAGGAACCCUCAUGUGGUUAAAAGGCGAAUAAGGAAAGGAAUUCCUGAUUGUCUCAGAGGACUUGUUUGGCAGUUGAUUUCAGGCAGUCGGGACCUCUUACUAAUGAACCCUGGGGUUUAUGAGACACUGGUGAUAUAUGAGACAUCAGCUUCUGAAUUGGAAAUUAUUCGUGACAUAUCACGCACAUUUCCAUCUCAUAUAUUCUUCCAACAAAGGCAUGGUCCAGGCCAAAGAUCCUUGUAUAACAUUUUGAAAGCAUAUUCUGUCUAUGACAGGGAUGUUGGAUAUGUGCAGGGAAUGGGAUUUAUAGCUGGGCUGCUGCUUCUUUAUAUGAGUGAGGAGGAUGCAUUCUGGUUAUUAGUCGCAUUGCUGAAGGGAGCUGUCCAUGCACCAAUGGAAGGCUUGUAUCAGGCUGGUUUGCCGCUCGUGCAGCAAUAUCUGUCUCAGUUUGAGAAAUUAGUUAUUGAGCUCAUGCCAAAAUUGGGACAACACUUUGUUGAAGAAAUGAUAAACCCAAGCAUGUAUGCAAGCCAAUGGUUUAUCACAGUUUUCACAUAUUCCUUCCCAUUUCAUCUAACUCUUAGAGUUUGGGAUGUGUUUCUUUAUGAGGGUAUUAAGGUUGUAUUCCAAGUUGGAUUGGCUCUAUUGAGAUUCUGUCAUGAUGAUUUGGUCAAAUUACCUUUUGAGAAACUGCUACAUUCAUUGAGAAAUUUCCCUGAGGAGGCAACAGAUCCAGAUGUAUUAUUGCCACUUGCCUUCUCAUUUAAGGUAUCGACUCGUCUUGAGGAGCUUCAUAAGGAGUAUCAGAAUCCAGGGGCAGGCACCAGUGAAACUUCAAGUAGCAAGCGGCUUCAGCCCCUCAUAGCAAAAACAAUGAGCAGGGUUGGCAGCCGUGUGGUGUCAAACUUAACUGCAGUGUCAAACUUAACUGCUGACAGAAAAUGACAGACAUGUUCUCUUGUUAAACGAGCCACACCUUGUUGUAACUUCCAUGUACAUUGUAUAGAAAGAAAGGCCUUUAUUCCCAUGCUUCGUUCUUUGUUUUUGUUACCAUUACAUUGCUUUUAUAAACCAAAGUGGUAGAACCGCCCGUCGAACUAGGUGGGGCAUGGGGGUUCCUGAUGUACUCAUUUCUGAAGAACUGUAAAUACUUGUGGAUCAAUGCAAUGAAGUGAUGUUCCAAUGCUUUAUUUGUGAGAA
Messenger RNA from Sorghum bicolor (sorghum), 1620 nucleotides. RefSeq names its product EVI5-like protein. The transcript is spliced from 9 exons. The coding region runs from base 205 to 1365 and encodes 386 amino acids. The record is from RefSeq and is a predicted model, not a curated record. Lineage: Eukaryota; Viridiplantae; Streptophyta; Magnoliopsida; Poales; Poaceae.